CCGCUCGCUCUCUCUAUCCCUCACCACACAGAGCAGAGACAACGCCAUGGACCGAAUGAGGCCCAAUGCCGUCAACAGCAGCCCCCUCACCCCACUGGGCUUCCUCGAGCGCACCGCCACCGUCUAUGGCGACUGCCCCUCCGUCGUCUACCACCGCACCGUCUACACCUGGUCCCAGACCCUCCGCCGCUGCCUCCGCCUCGCCUCCUCCCUCUGUUCCCUCGGAAUCUCCCGCGGCGAUGUGGUCUCGGUGCUGGCGCCAAACGUGCCGGCGUUGUACGAGAUGCACUUCGGCGUACCGAUGAGCGGCGCCGUCCUCAACACCAUCAACCUCCGCCUCGACGCCCGCACCAUCUCCGUCCUCCUCCACCACAGCGGCUCCAAGCUCGUCUUCGUUGAUCCCCUGUCCCUCCCCCUCCUCCGCGACGCCCUCCGCCUCCUCCCUCACUCCCACCAACCCCCCCGAGUGGUCCCCAUCGAAGACCCCUACGAAGAGAACGCCAAUAGCUCCGAACUUUCCGCCGCUGGUGGCGGUCUCACCUAUGAGAAAUUGAUCGGGAUGGGCGACCCGGAGUUCAAGUGGGUCCGCCCCAAUAGCGAGUGGGACCCCAUGGUCCUCAACUACACGUCCGGCACCACCUCCGCCCCCAAAGGCGUCGUCCACUGCCACCGCGGCCUCUUCAUCAUCACCGUCGACAGCCUCAUCGACUGGUCCGUCCCCAAGCGCCCGGUCUAUCUCUGGACCCUCCCCAUGUUCCACGCCAACGGCUGGAGCUUCCCCUGGGGCAUCGCCGCCUCCGGCGGCACCAACGUCUGCCUCCGCCGCUUCGACUCCGCCACCAUCUACGCCGCCCUCGCCACCCACCGCGUGACCCACAUGUGCGGCGCACCCGUCGUCCUCAACAUGCUCGCCAACGCUCCGGACUCCGCGAGACAGCCGCUCCCCGACCGGGUCCAUAUCCUCACGGCCGGCGCUCCGCCGCCGGCGGCGGUGCUCCACCGUGCGGAGGCGCUCGGCUUCUCCAUCAGCCAUGGGUACGGGCUCACUGAGACGGCGGGGCUGGCGAUAUCCUGCGCGUGGAAGGGGGAGUGGGACCGACUGCCGGCGGCGGAGCGGGCCAGACUCAAGGCUCGCCAAGGUGUUCGAACUUUGGCCAUGGCCGAGAUCGACGUCAUCGACGGGUCCACCGGUGAAAGCGUCAAGCGGGACGGCGCCACCAUGGGCGAGAUAGUCCUCCGUGGCGGGUGCGUGAUGCUCGGCUAUCUAAAAGACGAGGAGGCGACGAGCCGGGCGGUGCGGCCGGACGGAUGGUUCUACACCGGGGACGUGGGGGUCAUGCAUGCAGACGGGUACGUGGAGAUCAAGGACAGAUCCAAGGACGUGAUCAUCAGCGGCGGCGAGAAUUUGAGCUCGGUGGAGGUGGAGUCGGUGUUGUACGGCCACCCGGCGGUGAAUGAAGCGGCAGUGGUGGCGCGGCCGGACGAAUACUGGGGGGAAACGCCGUGCGCGUUUGUUAGCAUAAAGGAAGGAGUACUGGCGGCCCCACCGACGGAGAAGGAGGUGAUUGGUUGGUGCCGGGAGAGGAUGCCGCACUACAUGGUGCCCAAAACGGUGGUGUUCAAGCCGGAAUUGCCCAAGACAUCAACGGGGAAGAUUCAGAAGUAUGUGCUGAGGAAGAUGGCUAGGGCCAUGGGAUCCCCUCGGCCAAGUCGUAUGUAGGGAGUCCGUCGGUUCGACGGCGAGCUGGGGCCCUGGGAUUGAUAUCUACGUUGUGGGGUUUUGGUGCAAUAAUCUAAUGGUGAACUCAUCAGUCAUCAAAAGCUUGUACCCUCAUGUACCAAAAAAAAAGCUUGUACCCUUAAAACAAUUUGAGAUGCAGAUCUGGGAUUUUUCUUGU
Messenger RNA from Elaeis guineensis (African oil palm), 1898 nucleotides. RefSeq names its product 2-methylpropanoate--CoA ligase CCL4. The record is from RefSeq and is a predicted model, not a curated record. Lineage: Eukaryota; Viridiplantae; Streptophyta; Magnoliopsida; Arecales; Arecaceae.